AUGGCUCGGCGACUCUGGUCAAAUCAUUCGGUUUCUUCAAGCCAUUUUGCGUGGGAGGACGAGGCGUGCGUACUGAUAUCAGAUCUAGAUUUGGAGUACGCUAAUCUCGAAGCUGAAUCUGCCAGUCUAACUGGCGAUGCUGGCAAAAUCAUGAUCCUCACCGGCGCCUCCGGAUUCCUUGGGAAGCAGAUUCUCCAAGGUCUCGUUUCGUCUCCUUCAGUAUCCGAAGUGCACUGUAUUGCUGCUCGCUCUCAAACGUCCAUGGAGAAAUUAAACGCGAAUGAGUCUUCCAAGAUCAUCGUCCACACCGGAGACCUGACUCUUCCCCGCCUGGGGCUAGACAUCACAACGGCUCGGUCACUUGCAUCAAGGGCCAACAUCAUCGUCCAUAACGGUACUGAUGUGUCCUUCCUGAAAUCUUACAGCUCACUGAAAAAGUCCAACGUGGAUUCAACCGCCGAACUUGUUCGCCUCGCAAAACCUUGUCGCAUCCCCAUUCAUUUCGUCUCCUCGGCCGGUGUCGCAGGAUUCGUUCCGCGCAAUGAGCUGCCCCUUCGUGAGGUGAGUGUAGCUGCCUAUCCACCACCUAGGGAUUCGAGUGCGCACGGCUAUCAGAUCGCAAAGUGGGUGAGUGAGCGUCUCCUUGAAAUGGCAAAUCAACAAUACGGUCUUGAUAUCGUCCUGCAUCGACCAACGGGGAUUGUAGGGGAAGAUGCUCCCGACGCCAACAUUCUUGGCAAUCUUCUUCACUAUUCGAGGCAGCUAGAGUUAGCACCGGACAUGGAUGGAUGGGAUGGUUAUCUAGAUUUGGUUGACGUGGAAGCGGUAGCGCAACAGAUAGUGGCUGUUUUGGAGUCACCAAACGUCUCUGAAACUGGAGUACGUGCAGUUCGUGUGGUUCACACUUGCAACCCCGGUGCCUUUCCAGUUCAUGAACUGGCAGAGUACCUAGGAAGAACACGGGGAAAGCCGUUGGGCGCAUUGCCCAUGACCGAGUGGAUUGGUCGUGCCAUGCAGGCUGGAAUGAAUGAAAUGGUAGGGUUGUAUUUGCAGGAGGUGACCUCCAAGCGCCUCAGCUGGUAG
Aspergillus oryzae RIB40 is the source of this 1083-nucleotide messenger RNA. RefSeq lists its product as uncharacterized. The transcript has a single exon. The record is from RefSeq and is a predicted model, not a curated record. Bases 1 to 1083 code for a protein of 360 amino acids. NCBI's taxonomy places the organism in Eukaryota, Fungi, Ascomycota, Eurotiomycetes, Eurotiales, Aspergillaceae.